CCCCCGGUCGCGGUUAUAGCGCGCGCGCGGCGCGGCGGGGGCGCGUGCGGAGAUGGCGGCGGGCGCGGCGGGAACGCGCGCGGUCCUGGCGCUGCUCGUCUUGUGCUCGAUGGCCGCCGGCGCCGCGGGGACAACUGGUUUUAUAAAGUCACCGCUGUCUCAAAAGAGACUGACUCAGGACAGCGUGGAGUUGUACUGCGAGGCGAUUGGCAAUCCCAUCCCUGAGAUCCAGUGGUGGUUUGAGGGCAACGACCCCAAUGAGACCUAUGCUCAGCUCUGGGAUGGCGCACGGCAGGACCGUGUCAAAAUCAACGCCACCUACAACCUGCACUCUACCAGCACCAUCUCCAUCGCCAACCUCACGGGCGACGACUCGGGCAUGUACGAGUGCCGGGCCAGCAACGACCCCGACCGCAACCACUUGUCGAAGAGCCCCAAAGUCAAGUGGAUCCGUUCCCAGGCGAACGUUUUUGUCAUCGAACGUCCUGAAAUUACUACUCAUGUCAUUGAGAGUUCUGACAAGCUGAUCCUCAGCUGUAACAUGUCUGCACCACACCUCACCAUCACGGGCCACAAGUGGAUUCACAGGGAGAAGAUCCUGGAGCAGGAUGAGAACCCCGGUACUUUUACCAGCUACACAAUUGAUGGGAAGAAGGAGGAGCACUCUGGUGUCUACGAGUGCGUCUUCGAAGCAAACCCGCAGAUAAAAGGACAAGUGAACAUUUCUGUUGCCCCCCAGGUGACAGCAUACAAGAAGUCUGAGCAUGGCAAUGAGGGGGACAUGGGUGUGCUGACCUGCAAGAAUCCCUCUUUCCCUGCUGUCACCUCUUGGUCCUGGCACAAAAGUGGUCAUGGGCUCCUGGAGAACGCCUCUGGCCGAUACAUCAUCAAGUCCAGCGGCAACAAGACAGAGCUGCGCAUCCUGAAGCUGGAUAUCGAGCAGGACACGGGUGAUUACUCCUGCAAUGCCACCAACCCCUACGGCACCGGGAACGCCCUGGUGAACCUGCGCGUGCGCAGCCGCCUGGCCGCGCUCUGGCCCUUCCUGGGCAUCGUGGCAGAGGUCCUCGUGCUUGUCACCAUCAUCUUCAUCUAUGAGAAGAGGAGGAAGCCAGAUGAGGUUCCUGACGAUGAUGAUGGAGGCUCUGCACCACUGAAGAGCAAUGCCACAAACCACAAGGACAAGAACGUCCGCCAGAGAAACGCAAACUGAGAGCAGGGCCAGGUGAUGUGUAGAUGAAGAACUCGUCUGGACAAUUUUGUUUUCUUUUAAUUUUUUUGGUAAAAUAGCACCAUGGAAUAUUCUAGUGCGUCCUUGCGAUUCAGUUACUUCACUUUCUAAGGAAACUUAAGUUGUAGAAUAUAAAAUACACUUUUUUUUUUUUUUUUUUUUUUUUUAAGAGUCGUGGGAGGGUUUUUCUACCUGUAAAUGUAAAUCCUUUGUUCCUGGUAGUGUAGGUCUCUGGCUGUCUCUGUCCUAGGUUAUUUCAUGUUGGUACAGAGUGGGGAGGGGGGUGGGAGUGCAGCUGUGUCCCACCUGCUUGUGGGGGUGAGGGAGGAGCUGCUUUGGUGGCUGUAGGGGAAUGACCUGAUCUGACCAGAGGGUUCAGGAAGGGGUUCUGUGUCUUUCCCAGUGCGUCACCAGGAGCAAGGCUGCACCUUUCCCUGACAAAGGGCUCGUUCCUGGCUUGUCCCUGUCGGGCAGAUUCCCAGUCAGCUCCUGCUGAGAUGUUCUUGGUUACUCUGAAACAGGCAGCCAGGAGCUGGAUGCUGGAUAAUGAUUGCUGUAACUUAUUCCGUGGGUUGUUCAUGUCUCUGCAGUGGGGAGGGGCAGGGUGAGCUGGGGCUGGGGGCAGUUUUUAAGGUUUAACAGUGUGUGCUUGUGCUUGAGCCAGCGCAGUGUGUGUGUGACGUGGGGGGCCUGUGAGCAGACAAGUGCUCAGGGGAGUCUAACACCUUUACUGCUGGGUAGCAUUGAACUGUUCCAUCUGUUAACACUUCACAAAUAAAGAUGAUUCCUCUCUCUUUUUUCCA
This is a messenger RNA of Oenanthe melanoleuca, 2034 nucleotides long. RefSeq names its product basigin (Ok blood group) (gene BSG). Gene Ontology annotation, cellular component: axon; plasma membrane. The transcript has 9 exons. Gene Ontology annotation, molecular function: cell-cell adhesion mediator activity. Bases 53 to 1213 code for a protein of 386 amino acids. Gene Ontology annotation, biological process: dendrite self-avoidance; axon guidance; homophilic cell-cell adhesion. The record is from RefSeq and is a predicted model, not a curated record. Lineage: Eukaryota; Metazoa; Chordata; Aves; Passeriformes; Muscicapidae.